Molecule: messenger RNA, 1806 nt
Organism: Momordica charantia (bitter melon)
Lineage: Eukaryota; Viridiplantae; Streptophyta; Magnoliopsida; Cucurbitales; Cucurbitaceae
Product: trimethyltridecatetraene synthase
Molecular function (GO): oxidoreductase activity, acting on paired donors, with incorporation or reduction of molecular oxygen; iron ion binding; heme binding
Source: RefSeq, a predicted model, not a curated record
AUCACUACCACUUCUUCUUCCUCCUCUUCAAGUUUUGCCCUCUACCCAUAGCCAUAAUAAUGGAAGCUCCUUGUUGGCUUUCUCACGCAGCUUUAUGGGUCGCCAUUGCCACUCUCUCCCUCCUCCUCCUCUCCGGCCGCCGUCGAAAGCUCAAUUUGCCGCCGGGGCCUAAGCCAUGGCCCUUCAUCGGAAACCUCAACUUGAUCGGCCCUCUCCCCCACCACUCCAUCCAUCAACUCUCCAAAAAACAUGGCCCCAUAAUGCACCUCCGCUUCGGCUCCUUCCCCGUCGUCGUCGCAUCCUCCAUUGAGACGGCGAAGCUUUUCCUCAAAACCCAUGAUCUUAAUUUCAUUUCCCGCCCCAGACUCGCCGCGGGAAAGUACAUCGGUUACGAUUAUUCCGACAUCCUAUGGUGCCCAUACGGCCCUUAUUGGCGCCAAGCCCAAAAGAUUUGUGUAACGGAGCUUUUUUGCGCCAAGAGACUCGAUUCCUUGGAGUAUAUACGCAAGGAAGAAACCAAUGCUUUGCUUAAAGAAAUAUACAAAUUUUCUGGCAAAGGAAUCCAACUCAAGUACUAUUUGUUCACACAGAGUUUUAAUGUGAUAAGCAGGAUGGUGCUCGGAAAGAAGUAUUUGGAGCAGUCCAAAGAGUACUCUAUUUUCAGUCCCGAUGAGUUCAGAAAAAUGUUGGAGGAGCUGUUCUUUUUGCAUGGUGCGCUCAAUAUAGGAGAUUUCAUACCGUGGAUAGAUUUCUUGGAUUUGCAGGGCUACGUGAAGAGGAUGAAGGCAUUGUACAAGAAGUUCGAUAGAUUCUUGGAGCAUGUAUUAGAUGAACACAAUGGGAGGAGAAUGGGAGUUAGGGAUAAUUAUGUGGCCAAAGAUAUGGUAGAUGUUUUAUUGCAGUUGGCUGAUGAUCCUAAUCUUGAAGUCAAACUUGAAAGACAAGGAGUCAAGGCAAUUACACAGGAUCUUAUAGCAGCGGGAACUGAGAGCUCAGUUGUGACUAUAGAAUGGGCACUAUCAGAGCUUUUGAAAAGACCAGACAUUUUCAAGAAAACAACUUCAGAGCUUGACAAAGUGGUUGGGAGGGAAAGAUGGGUGGAAGAGAAAGACAUCGCUAACUUGCCUUACAUCAAUGCGAUUGUGAAGGAGACGAUGAGGCUGCAUCCUAUAGCACCAAUGUUGGUGCCUAGAUUGAGUCGAGAGGAUUGUCAAAUUGCAGGCUACGACAUAGCUAAAGGAACCAGAGUGCUUGUGAAUGUGUGGACGAUUGGAAGAGAUCCUGCAAUAUGGGAGAACCCAAAUGACUUUAUUCCAGAAAGAUUCUCUGGAAAGAGCAUUGAUGUGAAAGGUCAAGACUUUGAGCUUCUUCCACUUGGGUCCGGAAGGAGGAUGUGCCCUGGGUAUAAUCUUGGCCUAAAGGUUGUUCAAUCAAGUUUGGCCAAUCUAUUGCAUGGAUUUGUUUGGAAAUUGGAGGGAGAUACGAAGAAAGAAGAUUUGAACAUGGAUGAAACAUUUGGUCUUUCAACUCCCAAGAAAUUUCCACUUGUCGUGAUUGCUGAGCCUCGACUUCCUCCUCAUCUUUACUCACUGUGAUCAAGUAUUAUGCAAAUAUAUGUACUACAUUAAUAAAGAAUCAAUAGGUAUCUUUGCACCAACAUGAGAUUAAUUACUCAGUAAUAAUUGACAUAUGUCUUUGACCAAGAGGUCACAAAGUUCAAAUCCCGCAUUUCUACUAAGUUUUCUGUGAUAAAAAUGUACUUGGGUUAAAAUUUAAUUAUAAAUCAAUUCCCUUUAUUUAUAUUAA